Nothobranchius furzeri (turquoise killifish) is the source of this 2907-nucleotide messenger RNA. RefSeq names its product glycerol kinase. Lineage: Eukaryota; Metazoa; Chordata; Actinopteri; Cyprinodontiformes; Nothobranchiidae. Gene Ontology annotation, biological process: glycerol-3-phosphate biosynthetic process; triglyceride metabolic process; phosphorylation. The record is from RefSeq and is a predicted model, not a curated record. Gene Ontology annotation, molecular function: glycerol kinase activity. Gene Ontology annotation, cellular component: mitochondrion.
UCCGCGAGGGGCUGGUUCCGGAACGUCACGGUCCGGUGUCCCCCCUUUAUGGUGAGGAACCGAGAGUUCGGUAUCAACGGGAGGUUCGAGUUAAGCCGAACCGGUCCGUUAGAAAAAGCGGAACAUGGAGCCGCUGGUGGCCGCGAUCGAUCAGGGCACGAGCUCUACGAGAUUUCUGGUUUUUAAUGCAAGAACAGCUGAACUGCUCAGUCACCAUCAAGUCGAGAUCAACCAGAGCUUCCCAAAGGAAGGAUGGGUGGAGGAGGACCCCAAAGAGAUCAUGUGGUCCGUUUAUGAGUGCAUGGAGCGGACCUGUGAGAAACUCAGACAGCUCAAUGUGGACGUGUCCAACAUUAAAGCGGUGGGAGUGACCAAUCAGAGAGAAACCACCCUGGUUUGGGACAAAGAGACCGGAGAGCCGCUCUACAACGCCAUCGUUUGGCUGGACCUGCGGACUCAGUCGACUGUAGAAGAGCUCAUCAACAAAAACCCUGGCAGAAGCAAGAACCACCUGAGGCAGAAAACCGGACUCCCCAUCAGCACCUACUUCAGCGCCGUGAAGCUUCGCUGGCUGCUGGACAACGUGGACGAGGUGCACGAGGCAGUUCUGAGUAAACGGGCCCUGUUUGGUACCGUGGACUCCUGGAUCAUCUGGUGUCUGACAGGCGGCAGGAGUGGAGGCGUCCACAUCACAGACGUGUCCAACGCCAGUCGGACCAUGCUCUUCAACAUCCACUCUCUGGACUGGGACCCGGAACUCUGCAGGUACUUUGACAUUCCAAUGGAAAUCCUCCCAAACGUCAGAAGCUCCUCAGAAAUAUACGGCUGGAUGAAUUCCGGUUCCCUCUCAGGAGUUCCUAUCUCUGGGUGUUUAGGGGACCAGUCGGCUGCUCUGGUGGGUCAGAUGUGCUUCGAUGAAGGCCAGGCCAAGAACACGUACGGGACGGGCUGCUUCCUGCUCAGAAACACGGGAACCAAACCUCUGAUGUCACACCACGGACUUCUCACCACUGUUGCCUACAAGCUGGGGAAAGAUGGGCCUGCUUGUUAUGCCCUGGAGGGUUCGGUUGCCAUAGCAGGAGCUGUGAUCCGCUGGCUGAAGGACAACAUGGGCAUCGUGCAGUCGUCCUCAGAGAUCGAGACAUUAGCGGCAGCAGCGGGAACCUCGUACGGCUGCUACUUUGUUCCGGCGUUCUCCGGUCUGUAUGCUCCAUACUGGGAGCCGAGCGCACGAGGCAUCAUCUGUGGGCUCACACAGUUCACCAACAGGAGUCACCUGGCCUUUGCUGCCCUGGAAGCCGUCUGCUUCCAGACCAGAGAGAUCCUGGAUGCGAUGAACCAGGACAGCGGCGUCCCUCUGACGCAGCUCCGUGUGGACGGAGGAAUGACGGGAAACAGGUUACUGAUGCAGCUGCAGGCUGACAUCCUCUGCAUUCCUGUCGUGCGACCCACCAUGUCGGAGACCACAGCUCUGGGUGCAGCUAUGGCAGCGGGGGCGGCUGAGGAGGUCGGGGUGUGGGACCUGGGCCCGGGUCAGCUCCCACAUCUCACGUCUGAGAAAUAUGAGCCUCAGAUCAACCCAGAAGAGAGCGAGUUUCGCUUCGCCCGCUGGAAGAAGGCCGUUCAGAAAGCCAUGAACUGGGAGACGACGGAGCCCUGCAGCCACAGAAAUGGUGUAGUGAAGAAGAAGCAGGGCGGUGCCCCCUGCUGGGUGACCCCCACCCCGCCCCCCGUCAGAGGUCAGCAGCUCUGAUCCAGCCGAGCCGGAGCAGAACUUAGGAUGACAUUUAUGAGACUCGCUCAGAGUCACUCUGGACUGAAACGCUGGAUGUGGGAUCUCCUCUGAUCCAGUCCAUGACCUGAAGUGCCUGCUGCUGGAUUCCAGAGGAACAACCUGUGGAGCAUCCCGGGAAUUCUUUAGGAGACAGAUCCUUAAAUCUCCCAGCCAGAGGAAAUCAUUUUAUCUGACUUUUGUUGUGCUUUAGGAGACGCGUCGUCCAUGACGACGUGUGUCAUGUGACCACUGGAAAACCUUCAUCAGAGAUCUUCAUCAGUCACAUGACCCAGAUUUAAAAAUGAACUAAACUAAUCAAACCGAACAUUUCAGCAAAUAUCAACAGCCUUUCCGUGUAUAAACAAUCAAUAAUUCAUAAUAAUUCCAGAACAGCCUCUGUUCAGAGAAAUAGGGUUUAAGUCAUCAGUGUCCAAAUGUGUUUAACCCCAAACACCAAGUUUAAGGUCUUCGCAGGUCACAAAAUAAGAUUUUGUAGAGAUGAAUCAACAUAAUAAAUAGAAGAUUGUGCAGCUGUGAGACAUGAAGUCUCUGGUGAACAACAGAGCAGCAUCAGGCCCGCGGACCUGGUUCUGAUGAAUACACGUGAGUCCGGUAUUGGGAUCUGGGUUGUUCUUUCUGCUGCUGCUGGAUUUAGACAAAGCUCUUAGUAGAGUCCAGGGUUUGUGCCCCCGUGACCAGGUGAUUAUAUCAUUAACUAAAACCCAGAUCAUUAAAAAGAAACUUUGGAUCAGGCUUACAUUUAUUUUAAAGACUUUAUUUUUUCUGCCUCGUGUUAGUCUGAACCAAAACAUGAUAACCAGCGUUUACAGAUGUUAUUAGCAGGAUGAAAGCAUUCUGUUAUUACAGCUGAGGGCCGCUCUGUGGACCCCCUCCUUCAGGAUUGAUGAGCUAACAGCUAGACGGAGUGCAGCUAACAUCAGAGUGUUUUGCUUUUGUGUUCAAACAACUACAAUUUCUCAGUUGGUUUUUAUUAUGUAGUUCUUCUGGCAUAAACCUGCUGGGUAGAGAGCUCACACUCACCUCAGAAUAUCCCUAAAUAUCUCCAGCCCCCCCCCCCCCCCCCCCCAUGUUUACACCUGUCUGAUCUGAGCAGAACAUUAAAAGCUGUGACU